Messenger RNA from Diatraea saccharalis (sugarcane borer), 1058 nucleotides. The record is from the annotation of a GenBank genome assembly. NCBI's taxonomy places the organism in Eukaryota, Metazoa, Arthropoda, Insecta, Lepidoptera, Crambidae.
AACUAAAGAAAAAGACAUUUAUUGUUUUUUCUACACUUGCGACACUUUAUUUAUAAUUGUCAAAUUGAUCUGUCAAAAUGGCACGUCAGCAACAGGACGUUGAUGAACUUUUUGAUGUGAAAAAUGCAUUUUAUAUCGGUAAUUACCAACAAGCUAUCAAUGAGGCACUCAGUUUUAAUGCAUCUACACCCUUGUUGGCACUCCAAAAGGAUGCCUACUUAUACCGCUCGUAUAUCGCCCAAGGCAACCACAGACUAGUUUUGCAGGAGUUGAAAACUGCAGAUCCUAUGCUGCAGCCACUCAAAAGUCUUGUGGAGUAUAUAUCUCCAGGUGCCAACAAACCGGCUAUUGUUGCAGAUAUUGAUGCCAGGGUUGCAAAGGGCACUGAACUUAAUAAUGAAGUAUUUUUGAUAGUAGCCGCCACUAUCUACUAUCAUGAAGAAAACUAUGAAGCGGCUCUCAAGAUUCUCCAUGGAGCGGAGUCUCUUGAGCUUCGUGCAUUCACACUGCAAUGCCUUCUGGCUAUGAAUCGACCAGAUUUGGCAAAGAAGCAUUUGAAAUCAUUGCAAGACAUUGAGGAUGACGGUACUCUGACACAACUUGCUCAGGCUUGGUUAAACUUGUCACAGGGUGGACCAGGAGUGCAGGACGCACACUAUAGUGUGAUGGAGUUAUCAGAACGGCUGGGUGCGCUAGGCGCGGGGCCUGCUGCACUUGGUGCCGCCGCGGCCGCCGCCCGCGGUAUGUGGGAGGAAGCAGAACAGCAGCUAUCCGAGGCGGCGUCCCGAGCUCCUCAACACCCAGACCUGCUGCUGGGACUCGCUCUCGCUGCCAGGCACCAGGGCAAACCAGAGGUGUUCGGAAGAUACUUGGCUCAAUUGCUGGAUAGCAAUACAGAACAUCAAUUCACGAAGGAUUAUGUCGCGAAGACGAACGAGUUCAAACGGCUCGCAGCCCAGUACCAACCGUCAGUAGCAAGUUAAACUUUAACGCUCUGGAGUCCAUUUUCUUAUGUUACACGUAUUAAAGAUUAUUAUUAUAUUAUACUGGUAUUAAAU